Alligator sinensis (Chinese alligator) is the source of this 4800-nucleotide messenger RNA. RefSeq names its product RAD51 paralog D (gene RAD51D). Gene Ontology annotation, biological process: double-strand break repair via homologous recombination; DNA strand invasion; telomere maintenance. The record is from RefSeq and is a predicted model, not a curated record. Bases 236 to 1225 code for a protein of 329 amino acids. The transcript has 11 exons. Gene Ontology annotation, cellular component: centrosome; Rad51B-Rad51C-Rad51D-XRCC2 complex; replication fork. Lineage: Eukaryota; Metazoa; Chordata; Crocodylia; Alligatoridae. Gene Ontology annotation, molecular function: ATP binding; ATP hydrolysis activity; ATP-dependent DNA damage sensor activity.
UGUUGAUGCCCAGCAAGGAGGGAACAGACUCCAGUUCUGAUCUUAUGCAUGUGGUUAUUUUUACUUGCGUGAGCAGCCUCACGUGAGUCAGUGGAGCAACUCGUGUGACUUGCCGAGGUCUUUGCAAGGAGCUCUGUGCUUUGUUUGCUGGGGAAUCUCCUGCAGGGGUGCGUGUCUGCAUGGUGUUCAGCCUCCCGUCUCCUGUGCCCUACCCCCCUGGACACGUGGCAGGGCCAUGGUGAUGCUGCAGGCAGGACUCUGUCCUGGUCUGACGGCAGAGAUGAUCCAGCUUCUGAAAGCCAGUGGCAUCCGAACAGUGGUUGACCUCAUCUCAUCGGAUCUGGAGGAAGUUGCCCAGAAAUGUUCUCUGUCUUACAAGGCUUUGGUGGCAGUGAGACGUGUUUUGCUGGCCCAGUUCUCAGCGUUUCCCAUCAACGGUGUUCAUCUGUAUGAGGAACUCAAGAGCUCCAUGGCUAUCCUGUCUACAGGGAACAAGAGCUUGGAUACGCUGCUGGACUCUGGCCUGUACACUGGGGAGGUGAUGGAGCUUAUGGGAGCACCAGGCAGUGGGAAGACACAGGUGUGCCUCAGCAUAGCAGCAAGUGUGUCCCACAGCCUCAAGCAGAAUGUCCUUUUUAUUGACUCCACAGGCGGGUUCACAGCCUCUCGCCUUCUCCAGUUGGUUCAGUCCAGGACAGAGGAGGAGGAAGAGCAGGUGGAGGCCUUGCAGCGAAUCCAGGUGGCCCAUGUGUUUGACAUCUAUAAGAUGCUGGCUGCGCUGCAGGAGCUCCAGCACUGCAUGUCCCAGCAGGUUGUUUGUUCUGUGGGUCCCGUGAAAUUGCUGGUGGUGGAUUCUGUCUCGGCUGUAGUUUGCCCACUCUUUGGAGGCAGGCAGUCAGAGGGUUUGGCCCUCAUGAUGCAGCUGGCGAGGGAACUGAAGACACUUGCCAGAGAAUUUGGCCUUGCUACUGUGGUGACUAACCAUGUGACAAGGGAUAGUAGCAGCGGUCACCUCAAACCAGCCCUGGGCCGCUCCUGGAGUUUUGUGCCCAGCACGCGCGUGCUGUUAGAGAGAAGCCAAGGGGCUUUGGGGAAAGCCAGCACACAACGUAUUGCUUCCUUAACAAAAUCGCCCCGGCAGCCUACUGGAAUAAAGGUAGAACUGGACAUUGGAGGCCAUGGAGCAUUGGAAGAGAGACCAGGUGCAUCUGGAGAGGAACUCUGAUGGAGGUGAAAAGAUGAAAAGUAGAUUUCAAGGCCAAGAUCUUGUCUUUUAUUGUGGACACCUUUGCUGCUAAAAUAGAAAAGACUGCAGAACUAGACAGUGUGAGCCAAGGCACUGUUAGGAUGAGGAGAGAGUUCUGUAGUUCCAGUAAAGCGGUAUUGUAUUCCAUCACUGCCCCACCUCAGGUGCUCCUUUCUCCAGUGUGACCUUGGGAUCGCAAAGAGAUUUCAAGGGAAAGCCUUUGUGGCCUGGGCAAGUGCAGCAUGUGUGGCUGCAGUGCUUCUCUGGAACUCAUUAGAACCACAGACCUGUUGCCUGGAGUCUUAUGGAUCAGCAGGAGAACCUCUGUCAUUGUGGGAUCAGCAGAAUUCGCUGACAGCUCUAUAAACCCUUGCCGGUCAAUGACUUCUAUUUUUUUCCUCCAUAACCACCUGCUGCCAGAUCCCAGAAUCCUUUGGAGGGGAACCUCUGGGAAGCUUCAAGGAGGAAUACAAAAGAACUGGGCCUUCGAGAGCAAGAAUCCUGUCGGCUCCAACAGAUGGUGGUGUAAACACUGUUAUCACUGUAGAAAACAGUUGUUACAGCAAGCUUCAGGUGUCUGCCUCAUCCUGCUUAUUCCUCAGUGGAACUGUAGUGGACAUGGGCUUCUAAAGGAAAGGGACAUGCGUGGCACUCAAGUGUUGCAAAUGUUUGUGAUCGAACUCUUUCUACAGAGUAUAAAGGAGUGCAUUGUAAGCAGCACUGGCAUUCUUGUACCUGAGUAAUGUAUCAGAUGGCUGCUGCCUUGUGGAAGUGGGCCUUUUGGGCCAAAUACUCCACUGAGGUAAAUGAGUGUGGCCCUUGGCUUACACCACUUGAGGAUCUGGCCGUGUUUUAGGAGCAUUGUUGUUGAUGUAGUUGGUGUGUUUCUUUUCAUCUACUUUUUUUGCUUGAAAACAGGGCACUCGUGUGUUAUUGAGGUGGUUCUACCCCAGUUGUACCCAAUGUUUACAAUUCAAAGUGAGGAAAGAAAUGGCAGGAGCAGAAGAACUUGAAAUCUUCAGGAACUGUACUAGGGAUCUUCCCACCAGAUAAGUUACAGCAGUGUUUGCACCAGUGACAGCUCUCAUGUAGACAAGGCUCUGGUGUCCAAACUCACAGUUGCUUUUUGUCUGACAUAGCUCUGAUGGAAGCUGUAGAAAUAAAGGCAGUAAACACUACUGCAGUUGAAUAGAUGUUUGACCCAUGAGCCUUUUUAAUACAUUUUUCCAGCUAAGACAUUUCUGAGUAUAUCUAAUUUUUAUUUGUAAGCCAGCUUCCCCACUAACAAGAAAAUAUCUGAGACUGUAGCCAAACUGAAUAUUUGACAGAGCUUUCACGGAGUAAUAGCAGGUCUUCCUACCCCUAGCAGAUUGUUUCAUACACCUGUGUGUCACUACAACUACAGUGCUUGAGAGAAACCCAGAUUUCUAUCCUCUCAGGGAUAUAAUUUAAUGGGAAGGUGGUGAACGUCCCCUAAUCACAGAGCCAAUUAAAACAGAGGCAAUGCCUGUGCCAGAGUGUUUACAAUCUCACUUUUUCCUUUGCAAAUUGUUCAUUGUUUUAUGUGUGGAGACGUUAUGAGUCAAAUUCUCUCCCAGGGAAGUCAGUGGAGCCGGGGCAAUUUAUGCCAACAGAAAAUUUGGCCUGUUAUGCUUUUUGUACCAGCUGUGAAUAAAACAUUGAUUUUUUUUUUUUUAAUAUACUUUUCAGGUAACCCCUUCCUCUUGUGGUUGCAUUAUUCAUCAGUUUGGGAUUCCUAGAGGAAAGCUGAGCAGGGGGAUAUGGAGCAGAGAAAGAAUAGAAUGUCAAAAUGUCUAGUAACACACAUUUGCAUUAAGGUUUUGACAAUGAGAGUGUGAUAUUACAUUCUCCAAGACUAUGUCAAUCAUUAGGGAAGAGAUGCAAUAUCUGAUUUGGGUGAGCUAACUGGGGGACUAAUUUGGCUUUGGGCAAUUGUUAUGCCAGAUUCAGAAGGAAAUCUUGAGCUUGGGAGCUGAAGUAACUUGAUAGUAUGGAAGGAGGAGACCUCCAGUUAGAUGGAGCAAGGAGAAUGUAAGAGGAUUUCUCAAAUGGAAAGUCACAAAGAAAGGGGAGACCAUCAGGAGUGUGUUGCGGGGGUAGAGAAUGGUGGUUAGGUGAGAGAGAAUGAGAGGACUUGCGUGAACAAGAGCAAGACAAUGGUAGAGUGACUUAAUUUGAGUGAAUGGAUGAAAGUUGGCAGGUUAAUGGGAGACUGGAAGGGCUGAGUGAGCAACUGAGGGGAAUGAAGCAUUGCAAAGUUAAAGAAGCUGUACUAACUGUCCAUGGAAUACUAUGAAAAGGGGACGAUUUAAAGUGUGCAUACACAUACAUGAUUUGAAUGAUUUCAUUGCCUGUAUUCAUGGAAAUCACAUUUUUGCUAUGUACCAAGAAAAUAAACAUGUUCAAAUAAUAGUCACAAAACUGUACCAAUCAUAUGCUCUCAGUCUGUUCUUUCUCUGGAUGAGAGGGAUAAUCCUAAUGCACUACUGCAAGAGUUCAGUGUCACUGUGUCCUCAUGCCCUGGAUACUGAUUGCCAUAAUCCCAAACAGUGAGUUGAAAAUGAGAAAGGGGUAGCAUGUAGUCAGAUAUCCAAACAGGAGGAAAGGAAGAGAGAAAUAUGACUGUUAUUACUUAGGGAUUAUGAAAUCAUCGUGGGGCUCUGAUGCAAAAGAUCUGGAAUAAAUUGCGAAAUAGAGAAGGCUUAAAUAAAGGCUAAAGGACAGAUGCUGAUCAAGUGAACCCUGGCUGUACUUGUGCAGGGCUAUCAAUCUUAAGUGUUGAGUGUAAGCUGCUCAGUGGCUGUAGAGGGAAGAAAUUUCUCUCCUUGGAAAUUAGGUCAGUGCACCUCUCCUGGUAGCAUUUUGUAUUUUGCUCUGAAGCAACUGGUAUGGGCUGCCGGUGCAUUUGAGGAACAUCUCUGGCAUGUUGCUUCCUGCCCUGUGCUUGCUCUUCAGGUAAGUAGGGGGGAGAGGUCUCAUGACAGAGACGGUCCUGAGCCUCCUGUAUUUCAAACACUUUGAAGAGGAAAUGCAGGGUUGAAGUGGUGCAUUUGUUUUCAGACACAGGACCGUGAAUUCCUCGGUGGCACCGUGGAAAAGUCUGACUUCCUGCUAAAGACAAUGUCCCCAAUGCUGCCUAGCAGAGCAUGGCGCAAGAUGGCUGGUGACCUCAGUGUCAUCAAAAGGAAGUCAUUUUUCAUCUGGGUGCUCAGACAGGGUCCUGCUCUCCCUGGGUGAUGCCUCUUCCUCUCUGUAAACUGCUCCUGCACCCUGCUCGUGGACUCGGGCGGUGGUCACUUGGAUGAUUUCCAAUCUUGACUGCAGCAGUUGGAGAAAGGCACGCAGGCUCCUCUUGAGGUGACGAACUGCGGAAAACGACCCCAGCUGCAGGAACCGCCAGCCGUGGGCAGUGCCACUGCAGGCAGGGGGCCGCAGCCAGCGCGGGGGCUCCCAGCCGGAGGCCGGAGAGCCAGGCCAAGGGCUUGGGGACCACCCCGGCAAUGACGGGGGCUGCGCUGCCUCCUCCGCCCUCC